CCAAUGUGUUAUCUUAUUCUCAAAAAUUGCCUCAAGGCACAGCACUUUUCACAGCAUUCAAUCGCUCCCACACGCGUUUCGCCCUGCAGGCAAAUCUUACACACCCUUGCACAUUCGCACGCAACAGACGAGGCAACUACUCGACUAUCGGGUUGCCUUACGGGCAACUCCACGAACGGCAAUGCAUCAUAUAUAUAUGUGCGUAAUAUGUGUAUGUGUGUACGCAUUCUGCUUUGCAUAUGUUGGGGGCUAGACAAUUGAAGAACCCUCUCUUUUUUCGCCCGGCUUCGAAGGGACUUGCAUUUUGACUAGUCAUGUAUGAUCUAGGGCGGGGAAGAGUCUCACAGGAUGAACAGGGGCUUGGCAUGCAUUUUGGCCAACUCGGAAGGACGGUCAUUGACUUAAAACACGGGCGAAUCAGAUCCUUGUUUACCUAGUAACGUGUAACAUACUGUUGAGGCUCUUUUAAUCUCCCCGACAAUACUUCGUACGUACCUGCGCUUAAUAUCCCUUUUGGAUAAUUCAAUAAUCUAAAUUGCGGUAUAUAUCGUAUCGCUAUGGUGUGAGUUCUUUGAGCCGCAUCUGAGCUAUAAGUCCACAAUGGCGCAGUCUCAUCGUAAGCCUGUCAACGAUCUUUUCUACUCUGAAUAACAUUUCUCUUUUGCUGGUACGGCCCUUAUCAUUCGUUGACAGUUUCCAAGUAUGUAUCGAUUGCUUCAUUGUCUUUAAGUUAAGAUCUAAUGUUAUUAUGCAGAUUUAAAAGCAGCGACUUUGAGAAAAUAUCUGAUGUUUAAUUUGAUCUCUCUUCCGUAUGAAGUCUUGUCCAACAUCAUAGCAAACAUCGAUUUCGACGAUGUCUUUAACCUUGGCCUCUCCUGCCAGGCAAUGAGGUACUUGCUCACUGAGGAGAGCAUAUGCAAGUUAAUAGUACAAGUAAGCUACCGAAUUCGUCAUCAACAUGACUAAUGUCACAAUGCCCAGCUUGCUGACAGAGACUGUAUAGACCCAAAUACCCUUUGGCAAUGAAGCGUUGUCAACCAAGCACAGCACUGGUCAUAGUGCAUCGGCUCUUCGGAGAGUUGCGAAGAGACGAGAAGCUUUUGCUACAGCGAAUCCGUACUCAGUAGCAACGAUUGCGUUCGGCGAUGCAUAUCUUUAUUGCAAAGGCGUUUUGUGUUACACCCUUGAUGACAAACUCAGGAUCUUAAACCUGCAUUAUUCAGCGUGUCAUGAAGCCGUCGUCAGCAUCCCAGGGAUACUGAGCAAUGCUACCUCGGAAGUCGCUUGCAAUACUACAGGUACAUUCCAGGUUCUGUAUUAUUCCGACAGCAUAAUCUCAUGCCUCUACGUAACAUCAGGCGUGGAUGCAAAUUCUUGGCUCAUUGCUUUCAGCAUUAAAAGUAGAGAAAUUCCUGUAGUAAGAGAACUUGAUUCCACCGAGAGAAUUUUUGUUCGCCACGAUGACAAAUAUCUUUACUACGGUACACAUUCAGAGGUUGGCAGAGACAAUCACAAGAAAUGGGUAAUUUAUGGCUACGAUUUCACUCAACGAGAAUGGUUCGACCAAAAAGUCCAUCUUCCAGAUAUGGUAGGGUCAGAGAUUGGAUCAAACAUCUGUUUUGAGUUUCACGACGGUUAUUUUUAUGCUCUGUCAAAUCAAACAUCAUUUGAGGCCGAGGAAAUCGACUGGACUUCAUUUUAUCAUUGCAUCAGAUUUCCGCUCGCAUCACCUUACAAAGAAUUGAUCGAAAAGACAGAGAACCAAAGUAUGUGGCGCCGUCAGCACGAAGAAGGUCCCAUCGAUGAUCGAUGGACUACCCUCCGACUUGACACAGAUGAGAGUACCGGAGAGCUCAGAAUAAUCGAGUCUCGAAAGGAAUGGUAUCAUGGUGCAAGCAGGAGUCAGCGUACUUAUUAUACCAGCCCAAUCGUCUUCCCGACACGACAUAAUCACAUGAAGGAUGAUAUCUAUCAUUCGGCUGGUACAUCUAUUUCUUCAACAGAAACGAUGUCUUCCCAUAAUGUUCAAGCAGGGCCAUCCUUACCGAUGAGUACAGAACCGAGUACCUCGAAAGAUUACAACAAGUACGUUAGUCACGAUCUGAAUAAUUAUCCCGACGAUCCUAUUCUACGUCUCCUUCGGGACGACGACAAUCCUCAUUAUGUGCCGUCACGAACAAGACUCCCACAAUUUACUCAUCCAGGUUAUGAUGGAUCUUCCAAUCAAACAUUUACACUUGCCAAAUCCCGAAUUAGAUAUUACCACUCUUCUUCAUCUACAUUUCUCGACGUUGUGGAUGACCCUCUUCCAACAGACUGGCAAGGUAAACAACGAAUACGACUUCGAGCCGGUUCCCGAAAAAUUGGCCCACCCCUCGUUUACCCUGCCAAUCACCCCACAAAAGCCGGGUUACUAUGUGAUCCACCAUCUGACACGGAAGACGCCCUGAACCAAAUGUACAGACAAUCAGACGUUACCUAUUGGCCCCCGGCACAAGAUCCCGCAAUAGAAAAUGAGGCCUUGGACGAGCUGUACAAGCUAUUAAAUCCACCCACUCAUCUCGGUAAUGUUGAAGGCACCGCUGAUGAAAAAAGUUUAGUGUAUGUAACAGGGGGAUACGAUAGUCCACAAGCUAUCAUCUUUGUGAGUUUUGAUCCAGCAAUUAAGUUGUCAGGGCUGAAAAAGUGGGGUGGUAUGACUGGAAAGGGAGUGGGCGAGGGGCCACAUAUUGAUGGUAGGGCUACUGGAUAUAUGUCUGAUGUGGAUACUGAGCAGAGGACAAGCUUGGGGUGUGCACAUGAAGAUACAAACGCGUAUGAUCAGAAGAUGUACAGUGACGCCAAGGAAGCAGAUAGGAGAAUCGGCGACCCAAAGGGGAAAGGCAAGGAAAAGCAAAAGUACACGGAUACGUCGGCUCUGCCUGGGACUGUUGAUGCCAAUGGACUAUCACAUGCCAAUAUGCAUGGAACAUCUAAUGGCUCCCCCAAAACAUCGUGGAUGUGGUACGAGAAAGCCAUGUAUCAAGAUAUCGGGCUAGGAUUUUAUUUUGGGAAGGAUCGAGCAAUAGUAGAUGAUGAUAAUAAUGGGAAAAGAGAAAAGAAGCAUACGUUUUUUACUUCCUAAUCUAUGGCUACAGGCGUACAUUUUUGCCAUUAGUGUAGCUUGUAUACAUCUAAUGCAUCUUGUCCAAUCACUACACGCAGUAUUUAUCGUCAUUUCUUGGCUUUAUCUUUCACUAUCCACGCCAACUGGUGAUAGACAAAUCGGGAUUUAAGCGCAUAUGUAUAUGCUGGAGAUAUAUAAUUGGACAUGUAAGAUGCUGGAUAGCUCAGGGUGUGGGCGAAGAAGGGCGAGACAAAACUGAUGGUAGGAUUGUGUGUAGAUGGGCUUCUAGAUUUGUGUUUGGAUGUUUUUAAUAGAGAUGUAUAUAUAAUAAGAUUAUAAUAUUAUUAUUAUCAUUGAAAUAGAUUUCGGU
Molecule: messenger RNA, 3476 nt
Organism: Sclerotinia trifoliorum
Lineage: Eukaryota; Fungi; Ascomycota; Leotiomycetes; Helotiales; Sclerotiniaceae
Source: the annotation of a GenBank genome assembly